GUUAAAUAACACCAUCGUGCACCGUUUUUCUUACCAUGAGCCGUGGUAAAAAAGUAUCCUUUUUCCUCACCGAAAGCGGUCGUCAGCUCGUAUUUUACGGCGCAACAACAGUUGCAAUAGGACUGUUCGCUGGCCACUACUUUCCACACACGAUAUGCAUUUCUUACUACAAGGAGUUUGUGCAAGCGUACAAAAAUGGUGAAGAACGAAAGCUUUCCGAAAAGCUGGAACAGCGCUACAAGCGUGCAUUGAAUCUGUUGGAUUUGACCGAGUUUGAACAGAAGUUUGCCAACCCGUUCGUCGUGUACGGAUUCGAUGUGUUCAAUAUGGGAUCGUUCAAAACACGGUACGGAGCGUACGUUGGCGUACCGUCCAACUUCGAGUAUGACAGUGUGGCGGCAAUCGAUCGUACCGACAUUAAGAUACGGAAUCAACCGAUCGACUGGAACACGGAACCGGGCAAACUGCUCGAGGAUGCGCUCGUGCUGAGUGAGGACGAGCAGGUGUUUGGUAUGGCGCGCGAACUGCUCACGAUGAAAUCGCACAAAACGCUCGUACAAUCCAUUAUACCAACCGUUUCGUGGGUGUUUACGUACAGCUUAGCGUCACAGUUAAACGAGCGGUGCAACUUUUACGUCCGACCCCGUUCGUUGCGGCUCAUGCUGUACACGAUCUGCGGUCUGUUCGGAUUUGGCAUUUAUUCAUUCUCGACCGAUAUGACCGAAAUUUAUUACGAAACUAAAGUCGAUAAGCAAAUGGCAACGCUCGGCCCGGAUGUGGUUGAUGCUGGAGCAAGGUUUUAUGAUAAAAUGCUUAAGAAAAACGUAGCUAUUCGCAAGCUGACCGGUGAGGAUUACUACACGGCAAAGGGUAACGUGAACUACCUGAUCCGACAGAAGGCCGCCCCAUUGACGUUGCGGAAAGAAUUCUUCCAAACGGGAUACAAGGAUUUCGCGGGCACGGAGGAAACGAGUUAGAGCGGGGCACAGCACACCAAACACUGUAAUUUAGCACGAAAUAAACGAGGUAGUACAGCUGUAUGAAACCUGUUGUAUAAAGAAGAGAAACCAAACAGUCUACAAUCAACGUACUGCCUUCCCGUCCUUAUCUUGCCUCCAUCAGGUACGUAUUCACAACGAGUAAUCAUUCGUUGAAAAAGCAUCUAAAACAAAACAAAAGCUGUUCGCUGUAAAAGAGACGUUAUGCAAACAUGCUGCUGCUCAAUGUUCACCCACUUGUGUGUGCAGUGAAGAGUUACUCUCGAAGCAGUAAUAAGAACAAAACAGCACUAAUAUCUUCAAGUCUUGCGUCACUAUUAACUCAUCGUUUGCACGAUAAAAAGUCCCCGGUUUAAUUAGAGAACUGAAUGAAAUCUUGCAUAGAAAACUAUUUAAUGAUCAAUAGGGAAA
Messenger RNA from Anopheles moucheti, 1409 nucleotides. Its product is annotated as transmembrane protein 177. The record is from RefSeq and is a predicted model, not a curated record. The coding region runs from base 36 to 977 and encodes 313 amino acids. NCBI's taxonomy places the organism in Eukaryota, Metazoa, Arthropoda, Insecta, Diptera, Culicidae. The transcript has 2 exons.